Messenger RNA from Epinephelus moara (kelp grouper), 621 nucleotides. RefSeq names its product major histocompatibility complex class I-related gene protein-like. The record is from RefSeq and is a predicted model, not a curated record. Gene Ontology annotation, cellular component: external side of plasma membrane. Lineage: Eukaryota; Metazoa; Chordata; Actinopteri; Perciformes; Serranidae. Gene Ontology annotation, biological process: immune response. The annotation marks the transcript as partial. The transcript is spliced from 3 exons.
UGAAGCACUCUAUGAAGGUUUUCUUCACUGCGUCCUCUGGAGUCCAAGAGUCUCACAACUUCCCAGAGGUUGUGGCUGUUAUGCUGAUUGAUGACGUUGUGGUGGGUUACUGUGACAGCAGAAUCAAGACAGCAUUACCCAAACAGGACUGGAUGGAAAAAUUAAGAGACGGGGAUCCUAAGUUCUGGAAGUGGUACACAGGGGAGUGUACGGUGCACCAGCAGGUCUUCAGAGAUGAUUUUAUCAGUUUGAAGAAACGCUUAAACCACACUGGAAGUAUCCACAUUUUACAGAACAUGUUUGGCUGUGAACAGGAUGAGGAGACUGGACAUAUCAAUGGUUUUCAUCAAUAUGGUUACAAUGGAGAGGACUUCCUUGUAUUUCAUCUGGAGACACAAACAUGGAUUGCCCCAACACCUCAGUCUGUCAUGACCAAACACAUGUGGGACAGAGACAGAUCCAGAAAUGACCUUUGGAAGAACUUUAUUCACCGUGUUUGUAUUGAUUGCCUGAACAAGCUUUUGGACUAUGGGAGAAGCUCUGUGAUGAGAACAGACCCUACCUCCGUGUCUCUCCUCCAGAAGUCUCCCUCCUCUCCAGUCAGCUGCCAUGCUACAGGUU